Molecule: messenger RNA, 1313 nt
Organism: Xylona heveae TC161
Lineage: Eukaryota; Fungi; Ascomycota; Xylonomycetes; Xylonales; Xylonaceae
Product: arginase, variant
Exons: 8
Coding region: 1-1161 (386 amino acids)
Molecular function (GO): metal ion binding; agmatinase activity
Source: RefSeq, a predicted model, not a curated record
AUGACUCUCAAACGCCUCACAUUAUCUUGCGCGAGCAUCGCCAUAUUUGCGUUCAGCGUAUCAGCUCGGAAUAUAGUCUUUCCGCCAAUUGCUGGUGUGAAUGGUCUGAUCGGGUCCGAUACACAAGCGGCGCUUUCGUCUGAUAACGCACCUUUGCAUAUUGGCUUGAAAUUUCAGGGAUUGACAACAUUUGCAAAUCUUCCUUACGUAUUCUGUCUGUCUGAGGAGCAAAAUAUUGAGUCAUAUGACAUUGCCUUUCUUGGAGCCCCAUUUGACACCGGCGUCACUGGCAGACCUGGUGCUCGUUUUGGACCCCGCGGCAUCCGACAAGGUUCGCAUCGGAUGAGUCCAGAGGCGGGCUAUAACAUAUAUGCUGGCUCCAAUGCUUUCCUCGACUGGGCAAAAAUCGUUGACUGUGGUGAUGUGCCGCUUACCGUUCUGGACAAUACAUAUGCACUCAAGCAGUUGGACAGGGCACACAAGGUCGUCUCGGGUAGGACUGCAAACUCGACAGAAAAGUCUUCCGUUCCUCGUAUCAUCACAUUGGGCGGAGAUCAUACUACGACUUUGAGCGCAUUGAGGUCGACGUUUGAUAAUUGGGAUAAAGUCAGUGUUAUCCAUUUCGACAGUCAUCUGGAUACCUGGCGUCCCGAUGUGCUUGGAGGCGGUAUAUCCGAUUAUGCGGGCGUAAAUCACGGGACUUUCCUUCAUAUUGCGCAUGAAGAAGGGUUGAUUCAUAAUAACUCUGUCCAUGCCGGCGUUAGAGCUCCUCUUUUCAGCAGACGCGAUCUUAAAAAUGACGUGCGCUGCGGCUUCGAUAUAAUCACGGCAAGGGAGAUUGAUAGAAUUGGCGUUCAUGGAAUCAUUGAACGUUUAAAGAGCCGGGUGGAAGGGUCAAAAGUUUACAUUACCGUGGACAUUGAUGUUCUUGAUCCCGCAUACGCACCCGCAACUGGCACCGCUGAGGUCGGUGGUUGGUCUACUCGAGAGCUUUUAAGCAUCCUAGAUGGACUUGAAGGAUUAGACAUAAUCGGCGCAGACGUUGUCGAGGUCUCGCCAGCUUAUGACAAUGCCGGCGAGACCACCGUUUUAGCAGCCGCGGAAGUGGCUCACUCUCUGAUGACACUUAUGGUACAGAAGCCAGUGAAAGCAUCGACAUGACACCAACGCCUUAGGCGCACUACAGCAAUUCUACCAAGGAUAAUGCACAUUGUUUAGUUGAGCCGGUCUUUGCGCUGCGGAUGGAGACAAAAGUGUAUAAAGAAAUAUACUGAACUUCAGUAUCUGUAAGCCAGAAAUGCAGAAAUCAUCGG